This is a messenger RNA of Phyllopteryx taeniolatus (common seadragon), 7583 nucleotides long. RefSeq names its product uromodulin-like 1 (gene umodl1). Bases 1377 to 5105 code for a protein of 1242 amino acids. Lineage: Eukaryota; Metazoa; Chordata; Actinopteri; Syngnathiformes; Syngnathidae. Gene Ontology annotation, molecular function: peptidase inhibitor activity; protein binding; calcium ion binding. Gene Ontology annotation, cellular component: extracellular region; cell surface. The transcript has 16 exons. The record is from RefSeq and is a predicted model, not a curated record.
AAUGAAUAGAGCAGCUCUACGGCAUGCGGCCCAUGCAGCGGCCGCAUCGCUAGUCACAAAUGCCCAACAACCCACAUCAACAUUCAAGUAUCAGAAGCUAAGUUACAGAAGCUCGUCAUAAUGUUCAGGCUCGUCAGUAUAUGUGCUGUACGUUGUAUUUUAAUUCAUAAAAUAUUGGAUACAAAUAGAUUUGAGAAUAGAAAAUCAUCAGGGGCAAGAUUUAUUAUGUCUAUGUCAUUGUUAAACAUACUGCACUGUAUUUUAACUCAACCUAGAUUCAAUUAAACAAUUUAGUGACUAGUGUCAUUGGCUUGUGUCACAUAGCAUUCCAUAGGGACAUAGUGCUCUGUCUAUGUAGCUUACAGGCCUUUUCCUAUAAUGAGCUGUCAGCAACGUUGCUUGGCAACCGUCAUGGGACGCAAUAAGGUGUGGCACAGAUUGCGCCACUGUGAAUGCUUACUUCGUGUUCAUCGCAUAUGACCGCAAAACAAAACUAUCAGUGGGCUUGUGAUUUAGAAGAUGUCUUAGAAAUGUGCAGUAGGCUAAUUUUACCUUCUCCAAUCCCUUCGCCUCCCACACACUCUCCUGCCUCCGCAUGUCACAGUCACCCUCGGAGCAAGCCUAAUCAGGCACAUUUUCUCACAUCAUGACUAUAAAAUGAAAAUAUUUACCGUAUUGUCUUUAUGUUUAGAAAGAAAGCUAUCCCUUGAAGCGUAAAAAAAAAAAGUGAUAUAAUUAAAAUGUUUAUUUUAAUGACAGCAUCCUUCCUAAAAUUACAAAUUAAUGUAUAUGAGAAAGUGAGAGUCCCUUCCUUCUCGCAAGACAUUGCUGACACAGUGUGUUAGUAUCAGUAGUAUAGCAAGUACUGCCAUGGUUACCUGCAUGGAAACCACAUCUUUGGGGACUUGGGCUUCUCCCUUCCCAUCCAUAUCUCCCUUGGUGUUAGAAACAUGUUUACAGUCCUAACAUUACCCAAAUUCUAAUUUGCCUCCAAAUGACAAAAAACUUCCCUUUUUUUUUUUAUUUUUUAAAAUUUUUUUUAAUUAGGCCUGGACAUCAUGAAAAAAAUAAUAAAAAAAAAGUCAAAAGGCAUUUAAUCCACCUUUUAUGAGUGUACUAUGUUAAGCAUUCUAUAUAAGACACACUGUAAAAACUUGCAUUCAUUAAUUUAGUACCAUGAUUAAUACAACUCCCAAAAUAUAUCCAAAACUUGCUGGCUGCUUUUUUUCUGUGAUUCAUUAGGGAUUGGUAGUGCAACCAAGGGUGGGGGGAGCUAUAGAACCACAAAGGAUUUAGGCUUUGAGUACAGUACACCCAACAGUGAAUUGGCAUAAUCCUAAUGAGGACCAUGCACUUCCAACGCUGCCGGUAAAUAUAUGGCUGCAAUGCUGAUAAAAAGGGGUUGGAUGUGCUCCAUUUGGGUGGUAUUUGCCCUUCCGGUUCUCUACACAAAGAAAACAGCUGCAUAUGAAGGAAAAAGCCUAUCUGCAUCUGGCUACCAUCGAUGUAUUUACAACGAGACCCAUCCUGUGAGUUCCGUGGUGUUGCGAAGGGUUCCAUAUACUGUGAUCCAACCUUGCAGUGGCUGGCUCUUUUGGACAACAUGUCCAGUGACACUUUUCCGAAUAGUUCAUCAGACUGAGUACAGGAUGAUGAUGGUGCAGGUGACCAGAUGUUGCCAUGGUUACAUGCAAGUUGGAAGUUACUGUGCCCUGUCUUUAAAUCGCAGUGAGGAGUUCAUGACCAAACCUGGAUCCUGCCCAACCACAGAUGGAUCUUCUUCCAGCCUUGAUGACUGUGACUGGGACAUCGAUUGCCCAAAUUGGCAAAAGUGCUGCGAGAGAUCAGGUCACUUUCUCUGCAAUAACCCUGCAAGAUCAGCUGAUUACACUGAGAAUGGGGGAAACCGUUUCAAUGCGACAGUGACAGUGAAGACAGAUUACCAGCAACUGAUGAAUAAUGACGCGCUUCUCAACCACACAAGAUUACUUCAAGCAAUGGUAACUGGAGCGCUGCAGUCUGUCAAUCUUUCAGUCUAUUACCUCGCCUCUUGGCCUGUGCAUCCGUAUAGAACUGCGACCUCGCUGCUGAUAGACUGCAGCUUUGUUCUUCCACCGCACAGCAGCGUCACAUCAAAGCUGCAUUUCCUCCUCAAACACAUACAGGAGGUGUCAGCUGUGACCGUGGAAGAUGUAAAUGAGUGUGCACAUCCCGCUCUCCAUCAUUGCUCUCCACUGGCACAAUGUAGCGACACAGUGGGCUCUUACCAGUGCACCUGCUAUGGAGGAUAUAUUGAUGUUGACCUUAGAAAUCCAGGAACUCAUUGUGCAGUCUCCCCUGGCUUCAGCAGAUUGCAGGCUGCCAACGUCACUGGCUCUUCUUUUUGUGUGUACUGGUCCACCCUAAUCUCAACAAACCAGACUUACUUGGUGGUUCUUAGUGUGGGCUCCGAGGUUAUUUGUAUGUGGACAACUGAGCAGACCGUGAUGGAGCUAAGGGAACUGCAGCCGGGAGUGCUCUACAAUGUCACUGUUCAGCUCCACACAAACAAAAGCCAUGGAGAUAUUCUUUAUAUUGCUGUCAGAACUGAUGCUCGAACUCUCGAUGCAACCACUCGACUUACCAACAUCCCGUUCACCGAUGACCUGCACAAUACAAGCAGCCAGGCCUACAAAAAUCUCACUGCGGGCAUUUUAGACGAGAUCUACCGCUCUCUGACCCAAGAGAUGCGGGCUAUGGUGAAUUCCGGUCAGGUGAGAAUCGAGAUCAGGAACCUUUCCCCAGGCAGUGUGGUCGUCAACUUCACUGUGAUCUUCAGCCCCAGUCAAGAGCAGGACAUCCAAAAUACAUCCACAGCACUACUCUACUCACUGAUGAACAGCUCCAUAUACACCGUGGAUGAAAACAACACAAGCAUCAGUGAUUUUGAUGAAUGUGUUCCAGGGGAAAAUGACUGUUCCCAGUGGGCUACAUGCACAAACACCUGGGGCUCCUACACGUGCUCUUGUCUAGAGGGAUUUCUGGACACAGAACUACAAAGGCCUGGUAGAGCCUGUCAAGCUACGAUGAGGACCACAACAUUACCAUCAACAUUUUCCUCAGUCAACACUUCCCUUUUAUUUCAAAUAACAACGUCGAUGUAUCCAGCUCCAAAUACGAUUGGCACCCCUGUAGAGACAAUUACCGCAAUCACCCCUGAUGAAAUAGCCACCACUAGUCCACCAACAACCACCUCCAUCGCACUAGUAACUGCCACCAUCGUAGCAACAACCACCUCUAUCACACCAAGAAUUGCAACCAUGGUCACAACAACCACCAAUAUUGUACCAACCACCACCACUAAUGCACCAACAACCAUCAGCAUGGUACCAAUAAACACCAAUAUUCUACCAACAACCACCACUAAUACGCCAGCAGCUGCCAGCAUGGUACCAGCAACCACCUCUAUCACACCAACAACUGCAACCAUGGUACCAACAACCAUCUCUAUUGCACCAACUACUACCACUGUACCAACAACCACCACUAAUGCACCAACAACCAUCAGCAUGGUACCAACAACCACCAAUAUUCUACCAACAACCACCACUAAUACGCCAGCAGCUGCCAACAUGGUACCAGCAACCACCUCUCUCACACCAACAACUGCAACCAUGGUACCAACAACCAUCUCUAUUGCACCAACUACUACCAAUAUACCAACAACCACCACUAAUGCACCAACAACCAUCAACGUGGUACCAACAACCACCAAUAUUCUACCAACAACCACCACUAAUGCGCCAUCAACCGCCAAAAUGGCACCAACAACCACUUCCACUAUAGCAACAACCACCUUCACUUCACCCGCAUCCAUUUCUGCAGAACUAACAAUCCCCACUAUCGCGGCAACAACCUCCACUAGAGUACCAACUACUGCCUCCACUGUUUCAACAAGCACAUUUAAACUAACAACCGGCACCAUUGCAACAACCACUCAUGUAGUAAUUCCGACCACGACUCCACCCACAACUGCCAGGACUGAGCGCACGACCCCCGAUACAGACCUGGAUUCCAAUGUUACACCCCAUAGAACGUGUUCAAUCGUGGGUGAUAUUUCAGUUGAUUGUACAGUUACUGGAAUGACAGUGACAGUUGCUAGAGAGUUUCUAGUUAAUAAUAACAUCAGGGAGGACACUCUGUACCUGGGCCAUCAGGAGUGCGGGGUCAGCGGGUUCAAUGCCAGCCACGCUCAGCUGAUCGUGAAGUGGAAUGAGUGCAUCACAAUUUUGGCACAAAAUGAUUCAUAUUACAUGGCAUCUGUAACACUGUUCAACACCAUGGAAACUUCCACGUCACCCAACGGAACGCUGGAGGCACCCAAAUUGCGCCUGGAAGUUCCCAUAAUAUGCACCUACAUGAGGAGCAUGCUCAUCUCUGCUGACUUUGGCUCCAUGGGGUAUAAAUUGAUCCAAGAUGUGAUCUCAAGCUCCGGGAUGUUCCAGGUGACAGUCCAGCUGCUGAACGGUACUUUUCCUCUACCUUCCAACUCCAGCUUGUCUCCAGAGGAGGCUGUGGUGGUGGAAGUGAGCACGAAUACUUCCGCAGAACAGAUCAAAGUAGUGAUCGACUCAUGCUGGGCCACCCCCUCCCAAAAUCCGCUAGACAACAAACGCUUUGUCUUCCUGGCCAGCAGAUGCGCCCUCAACACGUACACCGACGUGCUGAUGAACGGAAACUCCAGCACAUCUCGUGUGUCUGUGCAGAUAUUUUCUUUUGUCGAUGUCAAUUUGAUAUAUCUGCACUGCCACGUUCAAAUCUGCAUGAAGAUUGGAUCUGAUACCUGCGUGCCUGACUGCGUGCAAAGAACAGCUUGGUCUUCUAACACCAUUGGAAGAGGGUUCGGGUCUUUCGGGCCUUUGCUUAAAUCCGAGGAACGAUCCUCAGAGAGUGCAAAUGGCAAACUCCAACUGAUCGGACUGUCCUUCCUCGGAGUCGCUGUGCUUCUCUUCUUCGUCAUUGGCCUUGCCUGCCUGUUCUACUAUCAAAGGAAUCGCAUUGGGCAUUACAACUUCACUGCCAAAUCCAAGCCUCUGAACAUCACCCAUAUUGAAUUUAAUGCUUAAGUCUCCAAGUUACAUGCUUGGCCGCGCCAAGCUUCAUCGUAGCUUCUAGAGUCACCAAGCUAUGAUGAGCGACCCAAUCAGAGCAAAGCUCAUUUACAUAUUAUCGGAAAAGACAGAGUACAAUAGCUUGAAGAAAGACAUUUUGGGCAUUUUCAACCCAAAUGAUCUUGAAAACCUGAUAAAAGCACAUCAAAGAUUCUAAAAAUAAAAUCAAAUUAAUUGAUGGAAAGGGAUAUUUAAAUAAGCAAAAAUGAUGAGACAAUUGAUUAUAUUUUAUAUAAAUAGCAUUGUACAGUCGUUGCCCCCAACCCUGACUCCUGAACAAAUAGAUGGAUAUUAAUUUUCAUAAUUAUUAUACAUAUAUACACUAUUAUACAGUUUUUACAGAAUAAUAGUGAAAAUAUUUUACAUUUAUUAUCGUCGACAUUUUUUUAUGCCUACUGCUGUAGAUAUUUUAUUGUUUACCUGUCAUGGUUUAAUAUAAAAACAUAUAUGCAUAUAUAUAUAAAGACAGACAAUAAUAAUUACAAUAAAAACAUUUAAUAGGGCUCUCAAGCUGCUGUUUUAGUUAUUGUUUACAGUAGCAAUGGUCAAUGCAUGAGGUCACUUAAAAGGGCGUCGCUGACCAGUAGGUGUUUUGAUUGGGUUGAGGUGAAGGCUCUUCAUUUUUCGACUGCGUGUAGUGCAAAAUCAACCACCAGGUUCAGAUCAUUAAAAAAGCUGUUGUGGGUGUGCGCGCACGCACACAAACACACACACACACACACACAAGCGGUUAUUGAACUCUAAUACUAAUAAGCUUCUUUUAUCAUGGAGUCCCUUUAGAGCCACGGCAAGACGAGAAGCUUCCAAAACUCUACCAUCUGCGGCAUCGCCGUCACAAACCUGGUAACCCGUUUCUAUGGCAACAGGCCUUAUUUUUGGUUUAUAUUAAUGUUAUAGUAAUGCACAUUAUACAGAGGUGCCUAGAAGAGAUUUGGAAGUGUAUUGUGCUUUGGGAACGUGGCGUGGAGGUUUAUUGUGGAGAAUACUUCGUCAUAAUGUUCGCCCUUCUCCUUCCUCUUUCGCUUCCCGCUUAACGUCUACCUUGGUGUUCAUUCGAGAUGACAAAUUCAUGCGGGUGUGGUCACGGCAUGCUCUUCUUUUGUACUUAAUGUCACUUUCGUCACAUUCUGCUCAAAGGUCACGGCGCAGACGUGUUUGCCACUUUUGUCCUCAUGCUACUUGCGACGUCCCAGCAAGCAGGUUAUGUGAAGCUCACCUGCUCAUUUUGCCCCACGGAAGCUUGGCCCAAACUUGCUUUGCGCCAUAGCAACGAUUAAUCAAAUGCAGGGGGGAAUUAUGUCAUAUGGUUGGGAUAUUAUAAAGGUUCCUACACAGAACAAAACUGCCUGACACUCUAGUCUGUAAACAAACACAGUGCAGCUCAGCUUCUGGCUAGCGGAUGUCACAUGGUGCAAACGCAACCCCCCACACACCAUUUGAAUUAUGAUAAUUAGCCAGCGUAAUAAUUUACACUUUUACCAUUGCACUUGUCUCCAUCAUUCAUUUCCUACGAAAAAGAAAAUUGGCUAAUGUUGUUUUUCAUAAGAAGAAAAGAUUCUAGCUAUUGAUGUUUCAUUCUAAAUGUCAUUCAAAUCACUUGCAUAUACAGGUGCAUCUCAAUAAAUUAGAAUAUGGUGAGAGGUUGGUUAAAGAUGAAGAUUAAAAAGGGAAAUCCGUCCAUCCAUCCAUUCUCUGAGCCACUUCUCCUCACUAGGGUCGCGGGCAUGCUGGAGCCUAUCCCAGCUGUCAUCGGGCAGGGUACACCCUGAACUGGUUGCCAGCCAAUCACAGGGCACAUCGAAACAAACAACCAUUCGCACUCACAGUCGUGCCUACGGGCAAUUUAGAGUCUCCAAUUAAUGCAUGUGUUUGGGAUGUGGGAGGAAACCGGAGUGCCCGGAGAAAACCCACGCAGGCACGGGGAGAACAUGCAAACUCCACACAGGCGGGGACGGGGAUUGAACCCCGCACCUCAGAACUGUGAGGCUGACGCUCUAACCAGUCGGCCACCGUGCCGCCAGGGAAAUCCGUAAUGUUUAUUAUAUAUUUCUAUGUUAAAAUCCUUUUGAUUCUUCUGUCACCUAAUUUCUUGAGAUGCUGAAUUUGAGUUGAUUUCCUUCGCUGUAAGCUGUAAUGAUCAAAAUGAUAAAGAAUAACAUUAAAAUAAAACAAAUAACAUAUGAUCAUAUGUCAAUGAAUAGCAAGUGUGGUGUAUUGUGUGAGACCCCCCCCCCCCCCACACAUUUAGCCCAGCUCUUUGAGUUUUAAAUAAUUUGUUAGUAUAGAGCGAGGACACUUGCCUAUUACCACAGACAUCCACCCUCCGACGACCCUGUCAGGUCAAGAGGUCAACGUCUUGCUGCACGAUAAUAACAAUUCCUUAAAACGUCCGCACAUACUGGAUAAACAUUGCGCAUGUUGUGCAUUCGCGGC